AUGUCUACUUCCGUUCAGUACACAGAUAUACAGGAACGUGCCUUGACGUCCAGCUCCCAGCAGCCUUUACCACAGAAUACAGUUGCCAACGGCCGCAUAGGCUGUUCGGGCAGUGUCGCCCUGAUUAUGGCAGGAUAUCAAGCUUGGGAGUCCCUUCAGCUUAAGCUCGUGCUAAACACGAGCAGAGGACCAAUGGGGAAGGAAUGCACGUGGCUCAAGACCUACGAACGGUGAAGGCGAUAACGGCUUGAGGCCGCAUGGGACUUCGGGCACGCGACACAAGUCAUCACUGAGCGCUGGCACGUGUCCACCACUGCCUGUGCAUUGAACCCAGAGAAAGAGGAGCUAGUUUUCAAGUCGUCGCCUUUGUUUGAUCAUUAAUAAACUUUCCUUCUUAGGGA
Phytophthora infestans T30-4 is the source of this 401-nucleotide messenger RNA. RefSeq lists its product as uncharacterized. The record is from RefSeq and is a predicted model, not a curated record. Lineage: Eukaryota; Oomycota; Peronosporomycetes; Peronosporales; Peronosporaceae. Bases 1 to 234 code for a protein of 77 amino acids. The transcript is spliced from 2 exons.